Molecule: messenger RNA, 4137 nt
Organism: Tetrahymena thermophila SB210
Lineage: Eukaryota; Ciliophora; Oligohymenophorea; Hymenostomatida; Tetrahymenidae
Exons: 12
Source: RefSeq, a predicted model, not a curated record
AUGGAUAAUCCGUAAGAUCUAUUGAAGCAAGCAUCAAUAGAAGAAAAUGACGAUAAGAGAUUGAAAAAAAUAGUUAAAGCAUGCAAAAUAAUCAGCGAAAGCUUACCAUUUGAAGAAAUUAGUGAAAUAAUUAUCAAAAAGAACAAAGAACUUGUAAAAUAUCUAAUGAUUAACUAUAUUUUCUCCAAAAAUCCAAUAAAAUUAAUACUUGCUAGCUUACUUGAAAAAUUUUAGUGGAAUUUAGUAUUUAUGACAUAAUUUUGGGAAGCUUUAGAGUUUUGUGCGCGACUUUAAGAAAUCAGUGAAAAAAAAAAACGACAAAAAAGUUCUAGUUCUUCAUUUAACUCUUAUUCAUCAGAAAAUCGAGUUGAAAAGAGCCAAUAGCUGAAAGAAGAAAUAUCAGUCUAUUAAUUUAACGAAGGUAAUAUCAAGUUGAUUGAAUUAAAUACGAUUUUGAAAAUUGAUUACUUAUUUACUCUUUUUCUAUUAACUCAAGAGAUUUAAGAAAAUGUUGUUGCAAUAAAAAUGUUGAGUUUAGAAUUUAUAUUUGAUUUGAUCUCUAUUCUUGUAACUCAACACUCUGUUAAGAGUUUGGAUGAUAGAAAUGCAAUUUUCUAUCACUAUCUUCAUUACACGAAAAAUGAAAAACUAAUUAUCCACACAGUAGAACUAAUAGAAAAAAUAAAAAAAACCUUUUUAUUUUACUUCGAAGACUUAUUUAAUUUUGAUAGUUUGAUUGAAUCAGUUUUCAUGUAAAAGAGUAGACUAUUUGUCCAUCAAGAUAGCUAAGAAAAAUAAAAGGAGGAAGACUUUACCCAAAGUUUUAAUACUUAUCAAAGCACUUAAUAAAAGAGUUAUGGAGGCCUCAUAAAUCCUGUUGAUGUUUUAAAAAUACACUUGCUCAGAAAUACAAAGCAAGAUGAAUGCAUAGAUGAAGAUGAUGAUAGUGAACCAGGUAGUUUACCCUCUGAAAUAAUAUUAGAUGAAUAAAUUUAAGAACCUAAUCCGUUAUGGGAAGUAGAAAAGUGGAUAUCUUCAAAAGAAGUGCCCUGUAUUGGAUACAACGAAUAUAUGAUGAACUUUUUCAAAUAAGAAUAGAAUGUUAGGCUUUUCUUAAAUUUUGUUUUCUAUCCAGAAAAUGCAGAACCUUAAAAUUUUUGGACUAAUUUAUAUCCAUAGUUGAAAAAAUUAAAUAAAAAUGCAAAGAAUAUUAAAUUUUAUAAAAUAAACAGUCACCAAAAGAUUUUAGAAUUAAAAGAUGAAAUGUUUAACAUUCAAAACUUCCGCUCUUAUAAAAUCAUUUAAAUUUUAAAGUAAAGACAGAAUAUGAGGAUAAUUCUGAAUUGCUUUCCAUAAUUUUUUACAGUAACAUUUUAGCUUAUGUAUGAUUUCUUUUUAGACGAUUUCUCUUCAGGAAAUCUUAAUCAUGUUGCUAAGCUUAUUGAAAUUAUGAUUGAAUUUGAUUAAGAUUAAGCCUUAUUAAAUAUGGUUUCGUUUAAUGUUAUGUUCAAUUUGUUAGAGUAUAUAUAUAAUCCAUAUAUAUUUGAAAUCGUAUUUGGGAUUUCGGAUCUAGCAUCUAACAGAUAUAAAUUAUUUCCUUAAAAUGUGAAUCUUAUUGCUGAGUAUAUGAAUCAUAGUACCUGGUUUCAAGAGCUAUGCUCUUUGCUUCUUUCCUAUGACCAUUUUGAGAAGUUUAAGAGAGAAAAAAACUUUAAAACAAAAUAAACUUCUGUUAUUUAAAGAAUAUUACUAUAAAAAGUGCAAGAAAAUGAAUGUGAGAAAUAGUCACAAAUAAAAAAACAGGCAAAUGAUAUUAGUUAAAUUUUGAAUGAAGAAACACAGCUAUAGGCUGUAAUAAAUGAUAACAAAAGAAAUAUUGAAGAAUUGAAUAAGAUAUUAGGAUAAAUAAAAUAAAAUAUCUAAGAAAAAAAUGAUGACUUUGAGUAUUUAUAUUACUAGGAGUUAAAUGGGUCUUUGCCUAACAUAGAUAAAAUAGAUUUAAAUCAGAUAAAAUCUUAUAAGUAACAAAAAAAAGUAGGUAGUUCAUUUAUUAUAAGAGAGAGUUCAAACUUAAAAGAAUUUACUAGCCCUAAACUUUAAGCAUCGAAAAAAUCAAGCAUAAAAAAUAAUAAUAAAAUUCAAUAAUUAGAUGAGAUUCAGCUUUUAAAGCAAAGGACUUCUAUGUUAAUGAAAUAAAGCCAAAAUGAAAAUUCUGGAAGUACUUAAUUCAGUGAAAAGGCAUUAUUUAAAAUUAAAAAGGUUAGAGCUAAAUUAACACUACUCUUCUUAACUAAUAAAGCAGUUAUAGAAGCACGUAGAAAUUUAAUGAUGAAAUCUCAAAUUGAAAGGUAAAAGAUAAACACAGAUAUAACAGAGGAAAACCAUAGUCUUUUUUCAACUCUAAACGGUUUUCAUUCGUCUAGGCUUAUUUAUCCAUAUCCUAAUUAUAAGCUAGCUUAGGUUAAUUCUGAUAUAGAAUAAUUGGCAAAAAGCAAAGAUUUUUUUAGUGAAAGAAUAAUUGCUAAAGAAUUUUACUCGUUUCCUUGCAGUUAAGUAUGCUUAGCAAUCAUUAAGAGUAUAUUCUCUUUUUAAGAAUAAUAUAGUCAAAUAGAGAUGUAUAGAAGAUAAUUAAACAAAAAGUAUUCAGAAUCUGAAAAUUCUAUUAAUUUAUAAGUGGUUAGCAGCAACCUCUUAGAUAUGUUACUUGAUGACAAUGCUAUUAAUUUUGAAAGGAUAUUUAUGAAUUAUUUAAUAAAAAUGAGAGUCCUUACUAAACUUCAAGAUAUCACAAAUAGUUCAUUUGUCUCUGGAAAUAUUGUAAAUAUAAUAUUAAAAAAUCUACACAAAUAUCACGAUAAGUUCGAUAAUGUCUACAAAAAAAUUAAAUUAAUGUGUAUUGAAUACUUUGACUAUAGUUGUAAAACAAUAAAGUAUUUAGACAGCAACAAAAAAGAUCCUUUCAUAUUACAAAAUUUGAGAAUCAAGCAGCCUAUUAAUUUGAGCAAAUCUAUUGUUGUUGAAACUUUGUCGCAUAUUAUUAAAAUAAUAUAGAGGGAAGAUAUUUUUAUUUCAUUUACAGAUUCUAUUUGGCACACAAUUUUGCUUUGGUUUUUUAAUUCACCUACCAGCUCUAUAUACGGAAGACAAGUUGUCUAGCUAUUGAAUAGCACAUUUAAUUAUGCUAGCUAGAAACAUAUAAUGAGUAUUUUAUUUAAACUUAGUGCAAUUACUUGCCUAUUUAAUGCUUACGAAGAUUUGACAUAUUCAAAUAGACCUAUAAAAUCAUAUCAUAUAGAUACAUUUAUUAUAUGGAUUAAGUAAAUUGUGAUAUCAUUGAGAAUGAUAAUAUCAGAAAGAAAAUUCUUAGAUAUAUUUUAAAAUCUUUAGUAGCUUACUAGCUGGUAAAAAUUGUAAGAAAUUAUUCCAAACAGUCUAAUUGAGAAUAUAAAGUAAAAAGAAAGCUAUAUGAUGAGUAAAUAAAACAGUGUUAUGUUAUAAAGUGAUCUUAAUUUAAACAAAAGAAGCAGUCAGCUUAGCUAAGCUUCAAUAAACAGCUCUAUUAUCUCAGCUAUUUCAAUAUAAGCAAAGAAGUAUUCUUAAAACGGAAACAAUUAUUAGCUUAGCAGCUUUGUUCAGAAAAAUUCUAACAACAAAAAAUUGUAGAUUAUAGAUUAAUUGGGUAUAAAAUCAGAUAAAGAUAAUAAUUUGAAUUAUUUUAAAAAGAUUGUAUAGAAUACUUCUGUAGAACAUUAGUCUGAAUCUAAAGUGUAAUAAAAGCAAUUAAAUUUAAGUUCUUCAUUUUCUUCUAAUAAUGCUUAUUAAGUAAGACCAAAAACAAAUUCUUAAGAAAUACAAAAAACUUUAAGCAUUUUAAAAAGUCCAAAAUUGAGUUUAUAAAAUUAAAUAAGCUCAGAUAGGUAAGAUCCAUACCAGAUUUCUUAAAACAGAUAAAUCACAACUACUAUAGGUUCUAAAAAAUAAUAAUAUUUUAUCAACCCAUCUUUUAAAUAAAUUUCUAGCAAUCUUCCAAGGUUAAGUGAAAUAUCUCCAAUCCUAAAAUCAUAGCACCCUGAAAAUAAAUCAAAUAGUUCCAAUAAGAGCUAAUAGAAAUAAUAUUUAACAGAAAGAAUUAAAUGA